Molecule: messenger RNA, 4368 nt
Organism: Betta splendens (Siamese fighting fish)
Lineage: Eukaryota; Metazoa; Chordata; Actinopteri; Anabantiformes; Osphronemidae
Product: mannosyl-oligosaccharide 1,2-alpha-mannosidase IA
Exons: 12
Coding region: 1201-3117 (638 amino acids)
Biological process (GO): carbohydrate metabolic process; N-glycan processing
Cellular component (GO): Golgi membrane; extracellular exosome; endoplasmic reticulum
Molecular function (GO): calcium ion binding; mannosyl-oligosaccharide 1,2-alpha-mannosidase activity
Source: RefSeq, a predicted model, not a curated record
CGCCGUGAAUAUCCAUCAAGGAAUCCGAGCAGCCCACUGGAUCGCCGCGCGGCGGACCGCGUCGCUGCGUCGCUCCCCUCCUCCUGCCUGCGCCGUACGUUACAUUAGCAGCCGCUCCUCCGCACGAGCCGACGUCCACGGCGCGGCGACACGAGUGCGCACCGCGGGCUCGAGAGCGAAGCGCGGCGGCGGCAGGACGGACGGACGGACGGACGGACGGACGGCGGCGAGGGGCACCGGAGCGACGCGCCCGCCUUUGUUGAGCACCGGCGGACCGGAAGCUGGAUUUGCCUCUGCCUCGGCUUCGGAUCGGGGUCUAGGACAACUUCGCACGGGACAAAACCCGCCUCCCUUCGCGUCGUCCGCCGACUCGUUUCGCCCGGCGCGUUGACGCCAGCGGAAAAAAACGGGGCGAGCGGAGGCUGCCGCCGGAGGAGCGCGCUUGACAGAUUAGACGACAUGCACACGCACGCGCUCCCGUCCGCCAGCUGCACGGGAUGAACGCAAACAAAGCGGCUCGCGACCGUUGUCCCCCCCCCCCCGGUGUGAUUUUUUUUUUUCAUUGCGAGCUUAAAAUGCGGCAGCGUGGGUCGCGGAUAAACGGAGUCGAGGAAGCGGUGCCGCGCCGCACGCGGGAGGCUUCGCACCGUAGGGCAGCGUGUUAUUGACGAUCCGCGCGACGUGGAAUAAUGCGUUAAGACACAAGUUUGCCCACAUGCCUGACGGGCUGCGAGACGUUUGACUGCCUCACAUCAGAGUCAAUAUACCCGUUAGACCGCGGGGCGCUACAGCGACCCUGCUGUUCCUGAAUAGAGCUCCAGUGAACGGCAAAGCCAUUUGUGUGGCGUUUCAUGACUUCCACACAUCCGAACCCACGUCUCGCCGUCUCUCGGCGUCAGUGAUCGUGCUCCGUGGACGCCCCCCCCCCCUCCUUCCCCGAAAGCCGCGGAGCUGUGUUGCCAGAUGAUUGGUAAAUUGUAAUGUAGGCAGGCCCAACUUUUGCGUGUGCGGAUCCGUUCGAUAGCGAGGUCAAAGGCAGCGGUGGCCGCCUCGCGUGUCACCGGGAGCAGACCGACUUUUCUCGGGCGCACGUGUCAAGGCGGCGGCGGCGGCGGCGGAACGUCCUCGGUGCGCGGAGACCGUCAACGCGGUGCGGAACCGGAGGAGAUUCUAUAAGGCGGCGUCUGAAGGAAAGUUUCGAUGGUGUUCCGAAAGUUGCCCGGUGUGUCGGCAUCGGGCAUGGGUCUGCGUCUGUCCCAGAAGUUCGUCUUUCUGCUCUUCCUCUCCGGUCUGGUCACGCUGUGUUUUGGGGCGCUCUUCUUUUUGCCGGACUCGGUCCGGUUAAAACGCAUUUUUCUGUCCAAGACAGAGACCCAGCCGGUGACCGUCGGCUCCGAGAACGAUGCCAGGGAGCACUUAAAACGGCCCAGGGAGCAGGGCUUGACCUCGGCCAAGGGGGAGACCAGCACCCGGCUGAAGGUCCUCAGCCGCAAACCGGCGCUCCCCCGCGACGCGCCCGAGGAGCGCGUGGCCGGCGGCGGAGCGCAGGAGGAUUUUACCCUGCCCCGGUCCAAGACGGAGUCCUCCUCGGAGAGAGCGACCUCCUCCGACCGCGGCUCCGGCUCGGAUACGUACGCGUACAAGAAGUUCAAGAGGUGCCUGCUCAAAGCGCCGCUGGGCAGAAGCAACGGGAGACCGAGCGACCCGAAGACCAGCGAGCGCCGGGAGAAAGUCAGAGAGAUGAUGAAGUUUGCCUGGGACAACUACAAGCACUACGCAUGGGGCAAGAAUGAGCUGCGGCCUUUGACGAGAAACGGCCACAUUGGAAACAUGUUCGGUGGCCUGAGAGGAGCAUCCAUCAUUGACUCACUGGACACACUGUACAUUAUGGGACUGAUGGAAGAGUAUAACGACGCCAAGGAGUGGGUCCAGACGAGCCUCGACCUGAACUCGAACGGCGAGGCGUCGCUCUUUGAGGUGAACAUCCGGUACGUCGGCGGCUUGCUGUCAGCGUACUACCUGACAGGAGAGGAGUUGUUCAAGAAUAAAGCAGUGGAGCUGGGAGAGAAGCUGCUGCCUGCCUUCAACACGCCAACAGGGAUCCCCCGAGGAGUCAUCAACCUGGGGAGCAGUGGCACCAGUUGGAGCUGGGGCUGGGCCUCAGCCGGGAGCAGCAUCCUGGCUGAGUUUGGCACCCUGCACCUGGAGUUCGUCCAUCUCACCGAGUUGUCUGGAAACCAGGUCUACACCGAGAAGGUGAUGAACAUCAGGAAACUUCUCAACAAAAUUGAGAAGCCCCACGGCUUAUAUCCAAACUUCCUCAGUCCAGUUAGCGGCAACUGGGUGCAACAUCACGUUUCCAUCGGAGGCCUCGGGGACAGUUUCUACGAGUAUCUGAUCAAAUCGUACCUGAUGUCGGACAAAACGGACGACGACGCCAAGCAGAUGUACUACACCGCGAUGGAGGCCAUUGAAGCCAACCUGGUGCAGAAGUCGCCCGGGGGUCUCACCUACAUGGCCGAGUGGAGGGGAGGCAUCCUGGACCACAAGAUGGGCCACCUGGCCUGCUUCUCCGGGGGCAUGAUCGGCAUCGGGGCCGACGACGGGGCUGCAGACAAGAGGCAGCACUACCUGGACCUGGCUGCCGAGAUCACACACACCUGCCACGAGAGCUACACCAGGACAGCCACAAAGCUUGGGCCUGAGGCGUUCAGAUUUGAUGGCGGAGCCGAAGCCACGGCCACCAGACUGAGCGACAGAUACUACAUCCUGCGGCCGGAAGUCAUCGAGAGCUACAUGUACAUGUGGAGACUGACCCAUGACCCCAAGUACAGGGAGUGGGGCUGGGAGGCCGUGGAGGCCCUGGAGGAGCACUGCAGAGUGGAGUCUGGCUUCUCCGGCAUCCGAGACGUUUACACCAUGACAGUCAGUCACGAUAACAUGCAGCAGAGCUUCUUCCUCUCAGAGACACUCAAGUACUUGUACCUGCUCUUCUCCGACGACGACCUCAUCCCUCUGGACGACUGGGUGUUCAACACGGAAGCUCACCCGCUGCCCAUCGUGCGCAGGAGCUGCCUGCAGGAGGACGCGCCACAGGACAAGACGGCCUCCAAAUGAGCCCGAGCAUCUGGGACGGUCGCAGACGCGUCCGCACGCCGCGCGUGCACGUGCACGGACGCCGUCACACCAGUUCAGAGCAGGCGGGGGCUUUCGGGGGCGCUCUGGACCCCGUUCCUUUCCAGUAAAGGCGGUUGAGGUUUUACGCUGUGAUUGUAUGUCCUUCGCCGGGGUUAUUUCCUGCUGGCACUUUUUUUGUGGACAAUCAAGAAAAACACGACUUUUCGGAAAAGAGCACUUUUUUCUUUCCUUCUUUCCUCUGUGAGGAAACCAGUAUAACUUGCAGACCCAAAUGUAUGGGAGGAGUGUUGAACCGUGGGCCAUAUUGUAGAGAGAGAAGCGUAGUUUUGCUCUUUGAUUCCGUUGUUUCGUUGAUCUUGAGUCUUCGUCCAGGCAUUUCUUUCCUAUGUGAGAACACUCUGACCAAAGGUUUCUUUGCAUUUCUAUUCUCCUCUUUUCCAGUAAUGUGUUGUUGUGAGCUUUGACAGAAAGUUAAAUUUACUACACAGGACUGAAUUGUAAUGGAUAUCGAUUAAUGUACAAACAAACAUCAAAUAAGAUCCUUGAGCUCACCUCCAAACUAAUGUUGAUGUCAUGUUUCUUACGGAAACAAGCUUGAAUGAUUUUUUUUUUUUUUAAGUCGGGGCGUCAGGAAAGUGGCUCAUGCUUCCAGGGACCAUUUUAUAUAAACGAUGCUGGGUCGUGUUGCGUGGGUGACGUUUUGAGCAGGACCGUGCGAUCUCAGCCGCUGAAGAUGGAGCCGUGUCAGUCCCGUGACUGUGAUACAAGCCUGAGCUUCAGCUCUGACUGGGGCUCCCGUUUCUGUUGUAGUUUCACCCUCCACCCGGCCUUCACGCGCGUUGGAGGCGGGCGCAGCGCGGAGACGCCUUUUCUUUUCCAUCGCUGUUCUGUUCAUGGCCACUGUCCUGCACAGUCGUGGAGCGAAUGUGCUGUACAUACAGAUGACGCGAGUGACCCCUGUACGAGCUUGUCUUAACUUUAUUUUGUGAUUUUUCUUUCUUUCCUAAACUUCAGUGGUUCUUUUUUUCUGGGUUCUCUUGAUUUGCUUCCCUCAGGUGUUUCAGUAAAAAAACAAACAUAAAAAAACUAAAAUUCAGAUUUUAAGUCUAGUUAUUGCUGAUAUUAAUUAUUGUUAUUACCUAUUCUUACUGUUUGAUUUAACUUUAAUUGUUGAAUAUUUUCAAAUACUGAUUAAAAGAAGAUCUGUGCAACUUUGUACAUUUAAAACAA